AUGUCUACUACAGUUGAAAAAAUUAAAGCUAUCGAGGAUGAAAUGGCCCGUACCCAAAAGAAUAAGGCCACAUCUUUUCAUUUGGGUCAACUAAAGGCCAAGCUGGCCAAACUGAGAAGAGAACUGUUGACCAGUGCUGCAUCUGGGAGCGGUGGUGGUGCUGGUAUUGGUUUUGAUGUGGCAAGGACCGGUGUAGCCAGUGUGGGGUUUGUCGGGUUCCCGUCGGUAGGGAAAUCGACAUUACUGUCCAAGUUGACUGGUACUGAAUCUGAAGCAGCUGAGUACGAGUUUACCACUUUGGUCACCGUUCCUGGUGUCAUUCGUUAUAAAGGUGCCAAGAUCCAAAUGUUGGAUUUACCGGGUAUCAUUGACGGUGCUAAAGAUGGUAGAGGUAGAGGUAAGCAAGUCAUUGCCGUGGCAAGAACUUGUAACUUAUUAUUUAUCAUCCUGGAUGUGAACAAACCAUUACAUCAUAAGCAAAUCAUUGAGAAGGAACUGGAAGGGGUCGGGAUCCGUCUGAAUAAAACUCCACCAGAUAUCUUGAUUAAGAAAAAAGAGAAAGGUGGUAUUUCCAUCACAAACACAGUUCCAAUGACCCAUUUGGGGAAUGACGAAAUUAGAGCUGUUAUGAGUGAAUAUAGAAUAAAUAGUGCUGAGAUUGCUUUCAGAUGUGAUGCCACUGUGGAUGAUUUGAUUGACGUUUUGGAAGCUUCAUCAAGAAGAUACAUGCCUGCCGUCUAUGUCUUAAAUAAGAUUGAUUCUCUGUCAAUAGAAGAGUUGGAGUUGCUGUACAGAAUUCCCAAUGCGGUGCCCAUUUCGUCCGGUCAAGAUUGGAACUUGGACGAACUGUUGCAAGUCAUGUGGGAUAGAUUAAACUUAGUCCGUAUUUACACUAAACCAAAGGGCCAAAUACCGGAUUUCACUGACCCUGUGGUACUAAGGUCAGACCGCUGUAGCGUCAAGGAUUUCUGUAACCAAAUUCAUAAAUCUUUAGUGGAUGACUUCAGAAACGCCUUGGUUUACGGUAGCAGUGUCAAGCAUCAACCUCAAUACGUGGGGUUGAAUCACAUCUUGGAAGACGAAGAUGUUGUUACCAUCUUGAAGAAAUGA
Messenger RNA from Saccharomyces paradoxus, 1110 nucleotides. RefSeq names its product GTP-binding protein RBG1 (gene RBG1). Gene Ontology annotation, biological process: cytoplasmic translation. Bases 1 to 1110 code for a protein of 369 amino acids. Gene Ontology annotation, cellular component: cytoplasm. The transcript has a single exon. The record is from RefSeq and is a predicted model, not a curated record. Gene Ontology annotation, molecular function: GTP binding; GTPase activity. Lineage: Eukaryota; Fungi; Ascomycota; Saccharomycetes; Saccharomycetales; Saccharomycetaceae.